Messenger RNA from Mercenaria mercenaria, 5981 nucleotides. RefSeq names its product GTPase IMAP family member 7-like. Lineage: Eukaryota; Metazoa; Mollusca; Bivalvia; Venerida; Veneridae. Gene Ontology annotation, molecular function: GTP binding. The coding region runs from base 35 to 1393 and encodes 452 amino acids. The record is from RefSeq and is a predicted model, not a curated record. The transcript is spliced from 3 exons.
GUAACCAAAAGAUAAGGAGAUUUAGCAUGACAAAAUGGCCGAAGCAAGGGGAUAUGAAAGAGUUGAAGACUCUGAUAUUCGAAUUCUUCUAGUAGGACAAACUGGUCACGGAAAAAGUUCAACUGGAAAUGCAAUUGCUGGACAAAAUUUUUUUGAGACAUCGGGAGGUGCAUCAUCUAAAACAGAAACAUGUAAAUGGUCAAAGCAUAUUUCCCGGUUAGGCAGAAACAUAGAGGUGGUAGAUACUCCAGGAUUUCAAGACACAAAGUUUUCCCCUCGAGAAACAUUGAAUGAGCUAUUAAAGGCACUUAUAUUCACAGCACCAGGUUUUCACGCCAUUGCAUUUGUAUUAAGACGUGGUAGAUUUACGGAGGAAAUUAUAAAAACGAAGAAAAUAUUUUUUGACUGGUUUGGUCAGGAUGUUGGACAGUAUGCUUGUUUGAUAUUAACGGAUACCAAUGAACAGGAUCUAGAAGAUUUUUUGUCGGAAAAACCGGGCCAAGAACUUUCAGAGUUGUUACGUCUGUGUGAGAAUAGAGUUAUCCCUUUUGACAACAGGUAUACCGGAAGUACAGACGAACAGGUUGAGAAAUUGUUUAAAACAAUUGAAGAAAUGAAACAAAAAAACAUACCUCCGUACUUUUCCAACGUCGCCUAUAAACUGGCGGAUUUAUAUGCCCGUAAUUAUCAAUCAAAGAACUGUAUACAAGUUGUUUUAGAUGCUUUUAAGCAUCCUGGAGAAUUUGUGAGAGUCACACUUGAACAGUUUGACCAUUUUAAGCGAGUGGUGAAGAUGCUAUCUGCUCCGUUUCAGGCUAAAUCAAAAUCUAGUUCGAAUCAGCUUGAGAAAGAGGACACGACAGAAUUGCAACUAAUUUCACAGGAUAUGAAUGAAUUACAACUUGUACAAAAGCCUGCAUUGAAACUUCAAACUGCUACCACCGAUCACAGAUUGCAGAACAUUAGAACAGAAAUAGUAUAUGAUCAAUGCACAAGCAGCCACACGAAACAAUGCGCAGUUUUACGUAAGGAGACCUCAACAGCAGUAACUGCUGCGACAAAAGAGAUCAAUAUGCAAAGAAAGAUGAUGCCAGUUGAAUCCAAGAGGUCGCAAACAGAAUAUAUACAGGACACAGGCAGAAACAGAAAAUCUACAAACACAACUUUACAAAGCGAGAAAACCUCACAUGUAAACGCUCACAAAUCCUCCACUUCUGCUGAAAUCAACCUCACAUCUAGUGAUAGUGACAGUUCUCCAAAAGACUAUAUGACGGAUAUGAAAGAAAACGUGAAUAAUGGCAGAAUAAAGGUCCAGUCGGUGGCUGAUUUUUUUUUAGCUUUUUAUGAAAUGGCGAAACAAAAGUUUCAGCCAAAGACAUGCACUUUAUCAUAAUAAAUGUUUCGAAAUUUCAAAAGAAGCAACAAAUAAGAAUUUUUGUGUCAACGAAACCUUGUACAAGGUGCAUUCAAUGUUCUAAUUUAAAAAUAUAAGAAAAAGAAAUAUUUAAACAUCUCUACUUAACACACAUCAUGUACAUACUUUCGAACUUUUGACAUCAUUGAGGAUAUCUUGCUGAGAUUCUGAAAUACAGUUGCGCUAACAUACUUUAGUAUCAAUAAACCGACUUUAAAAGUCGAACUAAGUUGUACACAAAGAUUACAUCACAAAGACUCUAAGGAAGUGACUUAAAAAGAAAAGAGAACUCCAAGAUUAAGUAUUAAACUUUUUAUCACGUUUGUGGUUCAUAUGCUGAAUUGUAAAAUAGUAUGUGGUAUAAUUACCUUAACUAAAAUACGUAGGAUGGGCCAAUUGUAAACGUAUGACAAACGUUGCAUGUCUACUCUCUACACUUAUUCUAUUGAAAUAUCAUAGGUAUAUGAUGUGUAGUCUAUAAUGAAACAAGAAUUGUAGACUUUACAAUCUAUCUGCCUUUAUGAUCUAUUUAAUUUUUGUACUUUAAACAAUCACGUUAUACACUUGGACACCGCUUACCAUCAUAAGAUGUUGCAACGUUUGCAUUUUUAAGUAAAUUGACUGGAAUUGUAGGCCUAUUGUAGACUUAUUAGCUCUGUGAAGCAAAUAUAAUACAAACUAGGAAACUAAUGCGACAGUCUGCAGAUGGAUUACCCAUGUCGCUUGAUUGACUGGUCUAUAACGUUUUAAGAAGUUGCAUUUUAUCUUUAAAAGCAAGACAAAGAUAAUCAAUUUAUUAAAGUUAAAAAUGCAUCGACUAUGCAAAAUAUUUUUUUCAUGUGCAAAGUUAGUUACAACCUGAGCGGGUUGCUAUAUCAAAUAUGUUUGCAAAUAUGAGUAGAUAUCGAGCACCAUUGGAUUCAAAAUGGCUGUUAGUUAGACGUUUUACUUCAUGUCUAAUUUUGCUUAAAAGAUAAACUGAUUCUUGAUGUACCUAAAAUAAUUACCGUAAAGUUGCUUGUUUUUCAGAUUUUGGUAUAAUGUGUUAGUAUAAAUUUAUUUGUGCAGAUGGCAUUAUUGUAUAUUUCGGCAGGAAAACAAUUGCUCAAAUAUUUGUUUGUUUCCAGUAAACAAGAGCGAUUUUUGUGCUUCCAUAGUUUUGUGCGACAGUUGUCUUUUUCCGUCAGACCGGAAAUGAGUUUUCACACAGCCAGAGUUAUUGUCAUUUUAUAGACGAAAUGCGCCCGUUUGUCCGUCCGUCUGAGUUUGUUUUAGUCAUAUUUUUAAACCACACCGAAACGUAAUUCAGCUUGUGAUGUUUCGCACCUGGUGUUUGAGGUGGGAUAUCACACAGCAAGAACAGAGUCAUGGGCAUUUACUAAGUCAUAAUGAAUCAUUACGUCCUUCCGAAUUUGUAUCCCACAUAUCUCAAAAAGUAUUUGACCCAUCAAAUUUCACAGGAUUGUCAUUCAGCAUGUAAUAUUAUACGUCUUGUAUUCAACUUGAGAAUUGUCACAGUCAGACCAGAGUAAAGACUUUUGACUUUGUCAAAAAUUUGCAUAAAAGGGUUUUUAAAAUUCAUGUCACAUUUUUAAAGAAUUUCUUAAAAUAGGAUUAUGAAACAGCGCAGGAAUAUUAUUUCGCAUGGUAAACUAUGCAGCUCCGAUUUUGUUUGAGAUUUCAUUCAGCUAGACGAGAGCUAUGAUCCUUGACUUAGUCAGAAGUGUGCAUAAACGGGCAUAAUGUUUGUAUCGCAAGUAUCUUCUAAAAAGUGUUUGAGCUAAGACCAUGAAACAUAACAAGAAUAUUAUUGACAUGUGAAGUUGGGUUUAGUUUGGGAUUCCUGUUAGGUAUGCUUACGGAAGGCCGCUGGUUCUACCCAGGUACCCGCUCGUGAUGAAAUAAUGCAUGAAGAGGCACAUUGGGUCUUCCUUUACAAUUAAAGCUGGAAAGUCACCAUAUGACCUAUCGGUGCGCCUUUAAAUCCAACAAAAUAAAAAAAUAAAUGUUAGGUAUGCACCUGGGGCUUUGUUUGAGAUUCCAUUUAGCCAGAUCAGAGUAAUGAUCCUUGACUUAGUCAAAAGUAUGCUUAAAGGGUAUUAUAGUUUUUACCGUGCGUAUCUCAGAAAGUAUUUGACUUCCUUAUAUAGAAUGAUGCGAAGUUGUUCAACAGGUGUCCUAGUUGGGAUUUCAUUCUGCCAGACCAGAGUUAUAGUCUUUAACGUAGUGAAAAAUCCACAUACAAUGCUUACAAGUUUAUGUUGCAUAUAUCGAAAAAAAAUAUACUUGAAUACAUAAAACCAUGUACAGUGAUAGAGUUGGGUGGUACAAAUGUCCUAUGGACACUCACAAAGUUUCACUCUUAUAUUCUUAUAAUUUACUUGAAAGAGAUGUUAUAAAUUGUUUCUUUCUUAUCUGAGCUGUAUUGAAAGUCCAUGCUCUGUUUAGAUAAUAUGCACGUACGAUCAAUUAAAUGAUAUUGAUUAGACGGUGAGUAGGUCGACUUACAGAUGUUCGGUGAUUGAACCGUGUGACUGAAUACUGGUCUAAUUAUAUCAUCAUGAUCAUGUUAUUGUGCUUUUUAUUCGACCUGGCGGGUCGGAAAUAAACUCUGACUUAUGCAAAUAAAAUUAAUUUCAAAAUAAACGAUAAUAAUCUUUGGGUAGCCAACGACUAAUAUUCAGCGAAACAUUGUUACAAUAAAAUAUAGUUGGCCACUGAAUAUGUAAACAUGUUUCCGAAUAUACUGCAUAUAUCAUGUACUAUAAUGCAACGGAAAGCCGCGAAACCCUGACUCGCCAGGUCGAUUUAAACGAACAAUAGCUUUCAAAAGGUUUAAGUACACUUUACUAUAUCCACAAUGUAUACCUUUAGUACAUGAGCCAAAGGGUUGAUUGGUACCAUCUCGGGGGAUUAAUUCUUAUACUGAUUUUUGGAAAGGUAUACAACCCUGGAGUAAGAUAAUAUGUGAUAGCAAUGUAUCGAUGGUAGCUUUUGGUGUGAUAUCAUCUUGAUAUAUGCCUACACUUAGAUACAAGUUCAGGUGAGCUAAAAUAUAGCCAAUGUAGGCAUACGAGUUAUGGAACAUAUGCUUUUCAGUUUGAAUAAUUGAUGUAUUUGUAACUAGUAUUUAAAAACAAACAAAACAUUUCCUUAAUUUUCGACAUUUUUGGGUUUGCUUCUUUUAAUAAAUGUUAAUUAAAAUAAUGAUUAUGUUUAACAUCUUAAUAGCAUGGACAAUUAAUAAGCAUAAUUAUAGCUCAUAAUUAGAUUUUCUUCCGAUGGAUGUUAGACCUUGAGGUACCAUCUCCCCCUGCCUUCCCUAAGGAUUCAAGGAAACAUUAUGACUUUCGGAAAGUACAUAACGAAUGCUUUUUAUUCCUACAUGAAUGCCGUUUAAACGUUAGGGCUUUUGUAACUUACGUAACAUUUAAUAUGUUUCCUAAAAACAUUUAAGACGAUGAAAUAGUGCUACACAAUGAUUAAGAAAAAGUGCAGUCUGUAGUUUAUUAACAACCUUAUACAUGUAUAACAAUGAAUUGAAUGUGCUUUAAAAUAAUAUAUCUUUCACGUACCCGUUAACAUCUUAAUUAGUGUAAUUUACGUAACAGUGAUUUUAUUCCAACAUUAUAGAUAUUUUACUUGUACUAAUCACCCAAUGACCAAGGUGUUUAUGAUUCUUCAAUAUAACUGAAAGUACAGACUGAAUAGUGUUUCUUAUAACUAUUUUUCUGCAGUGGUAGGAACUUUUCCAUGAUGUAAUCUCCGUAUAAGUUUUAUGUUACCAAAAUGUACAAAACUGAAAUUUCUGAAGUGAGGAAAAUGCCCUGCACAGAUCGGGAAAAAAUUAUAACAUUUUAUAAUAACUAUACAUAAUUUGUGUUGUUGAACUAGAUAUUUACUAGAAUGCAGUGAAUCACCAUCUCAUUUCAAUAGUUGUGCGAAUUUUACGUGACAAUAAUAUGUGUUACCAAAAUCAGUACAAAUCAAUUAUAAAUGUUCAAGAACAUAAUUAUACAUGUAUAUGUAUUGAAAUACAUUUUAGAAAUGGACCUUAAACAAGUAGAAAACAAACUGAUACUCAUUGGAACACCAUGGCUUUAUAGGGACAGAAUCAUUCUUAGUUUAAAUGUUAGAAAUCUCCUGACACUUACUUAUUAACAGAUGACACACAUAUUCAACCUUAAUUAUUUGACCUUCAACCGAUGUUUAUGUAAACAAGUAAAGGAACUUGCAGACAAUUCAAGCCUUGAAAAUCUGUUGAAAGUCAAACAGCGUUCAAAGAGUACUUUCAAAAGUACCAACACUUCAAAAGUGUCAGAGAGAGACAUCACGGAAAAGGGCACACUUCUGUAUAUACUUUAUUGAUAUUAUUCAUGAUAUACUGGCAUUAAUACAGGCCACAAAUGUCAACGACCUAGAUAUGAAAAUAGGAGUCUGGCACAAGUUGUGCCCACUAUUAUUUGCGUUUAAUCAUAUAAAGGUAUAUAGGUGAAGCCAUCAAUGACCGACUUUGCAAAUUUUGUUCAAGCAAUACUGUUGAAAAUGAGUCGCAUUUUUUAUUACA